GCGUGCGUGCAACGGAAGCCGGGUGGGUCUCUGAGCCAGCGUGCUGUACGCGGUCCGUUGGUUCUUUUCAGUCCAUCCUUUGUCGCAAUCAUGUCCGCGAUGGGGACCCUCGCCUUCGAUGAGUACGGGAGACCGUUUAUCAUCAUCAAGGACCAAGAUCGCAAGUCUCGGCUCUCUGGGCUGGACGCUCUUAAGUCUCAUAUCAUGGCAGCAAAGGCAGUUGGAAACACCCUGAGAACAUCAUUGGGACCAAACGGUCUUGACAAGAUGAUGGUGGAUAAAGAUGGCCAGGUCACUGUGACCAAUGAUGGUGCAACAAUCCUUAGCAUGAUGGAUGUAGAUCACCAGAUUGCCAAACUGAUGGUAGAGUUAUCCAAAUCACAGGAUGAUGAAAUUGGUGACGGAACCACAGGGGUUGUAGUUCUUGCUGGGGCUCUUCUGGAAGAAGCAGAGAAAUUGUUAGACCGUGGAAUUCAUCCCAUCAGGAUUGCUGAUGGAUAUGAACAAGCUGCACGUAUUGCCAUUGAGACCUUGGAAAAGAUCAGUGACAGUUUUCCUUUUGAUCCAAAUAAUGUGGAACCACUUAUUCAAACAGCGAUGACUACACUCGGAUCGAAAAUAGUCAACCGUUGCCACAGACAGAUGGCAGAAAUUGCAGUAAAUGCAGUUCUGACUGUUGCAGACAUGGAGCGCAAAGAUGUGGACUUUGAGCUUAUUAAAGUGGAAGGAAAGGCUGGAGGUAAACUUGAGGACACCCAGCUGAUCAAAGGUGUAAUAGUGGACAAGGACUUCAGCCACCCUCAAAUGCCAAAGGAAGUUAAAGAUGCUAAAAUUGCUAUCCUCACUUGUCCAUUUGAACCACCUAAGCCCAAGACUAAGCAUAAGCUUGAUGUAACAUCUGUGGAGGACUAUAAAUCCCUUCAAAAGUAUGAAAAAGAAAAGUUCCUUGAGAUGGUGAAACAAAUAAAAGAUACAGGAGCAAAUCUUGCUAUAUGCCAAUGGGGGUUUGACGAUGAAGCAAAUCAUCUAUUACUGCAAAACGAGCUACCUGCUGUUCGUUGGGUUGGCGGUCCUGAGAUAGAGUUGAUUGCUAUUGCGACUGGAGGCCGCAUUGUUCCUAGAUUCUCUGAGUUAACACCAGAGAAACUUGGCUAUGCUGGUAUUGUCAAAGAACUUUCAUUUGGAACGACCAAGGACCGAAUGCUUGUCAUUGAGCAAUGUAAAAACUCUAGGGCUGUGACCAUUUUCAUCAGAGGGGGAAAUAAAAUGAUUGUUGAAGAAGCUAAGCGCUCUCUGCAUGAUGCUUUGUGUGUCAUUCGGAACCUGGUCCGUGACAAUCGUGUUGUGUAUGGUGGUGGAGCAUCUGAAAUCUCCUGUGCACUAGCAGUAAGCCAAGCUGCUGAUAAGUGCCCAUCUUUAGAGCAGUAUGCAAUGAGAGCAUUUGCUGAUGCACUUGAGGUUAUUCCAAUGUCGCUUGCUGAGAAUAGUGGCAUGAAUCCCAUUCUGACAAUGACUGAAGUACGUGCAAAGCAAGUGAAAGAAAACAAUCCAGCACUUGGCAUAGAUUGCCUGCACAAGGGCACUAAUGAUAUGAAGCAACAACAUGUCAUAGAAACACUGAUUGGUAAAAAGCAGCAAAUUUCACUGGCUACACAAGUAGUUAAAAUGAUCCUGAAGAUUGAUGACGUCCGUCAGCCUGGUGAAGUAGAAGAGUAAAUAAUACCGAACAAAGCUGUUAAGCCAACUCCUAUCACGCUGAAUACUCUAUUUAUUGUUUAAUACAAUUUGUUUCCUAUACUGUAACUUGUCUCCCAAGCAGACAAUAAAUUGAUGCUCUGUUUGACAA
This is a messenger RNA of Spea bombifrons (plains spadefoot toad), 1846 nucleotides long. RefSeq names its product chaperonin containing TCP1 subunit 5 (gene CCT5). The transcript is spliced from 11 exons. Lineage: Eukaryota; Metazoa; Chordata; Amphibia; Anura; Pelobatidae. The coding region runs from base 91 to 1716 and encodes 541 amino acids. The record is from RefSeq and is a predicted model, not a curated record. Gene Ontology annotation, molecular function: ATP hydrolysis activity; ATP-dependent protein folding chaperone; ATP binding. Gene Ontology annotation, biological process: protein folding. Gene Ontology annotation, cellular component: chaperonin-containing T-complex.